ACUUGCGCGUCGGUGGGACUCCGACCUAACCUGCCACCUCUGAAGCGUCCUCGACAGCUCUCGAAAUCCCAGCGAGCCCGAAAUUAUUAAAAAACCUCGAAUAAUACGGGAGCUUUAAUCGAAUCACGAUUUUUAAAUCUCCAUCCAAAACAAACGAAUACGGCAGAUGUCCUAAGCAUUAUCUCCUCGCGAGCGGCACUUUCGCGCACGACCCAGGACCGUAACCUCUAAAAGCGCUUCCAAAGAGACCUACGAAACGGAGAAUUUUCGUUCGAUUCCCUACAUCGAUGCUGCGUACAAAUGCGGAUUAAAGCUCUCGGCGGGGAAGAUUACCAUCGAGCGAUCUUUUUCCUUGCAGCGGAAGAAAGGUUAUCGACGGUCCCCUCGAGAAGAGCACCCGAUAAUUCUCUCCGUUCGGCACGGGCCUGAAUUUCGCCGUCUGCUGCGAUAGUGAAACAAAAUGGCGACGAGUAAUGCAAUGCCGGUAGAAGUCAACGAGGGCGAUACUUCCGCGGCGGCGAACACGACAUCUAAAAUGGAGACCAUGGAAGUAACGGAACCUGCGGUGACUCCGAAGAAGGAGCCUACCACAAAUCACAAAGAAUCGGUCUCGGUCGACGAUAUGACUUCACGAGACUACUACUUCGAUUCUUAUGCUCAUUAUGGCAUCCACGAAGAGAUGUUAAAGGAUGAAGUACGGACCGUUACUUAUCGCAAUUCUAUGUAUCACAACAAACACCUUUUCAAAGGUAAAACCGUUCUCGACAUCGGGUGCGGCACCGGAAUACUUUCCAUGUUUGCGGCAAAGGCUGGUGCGACAAGAGUUAUCGGAAUAGAGUGUUCCAACAUUGUUGAGUAUGCAGAGAAGAUCGUCGAAGCGAAUCAACUUUCUAACGUCAUAACGAUUCUCAAGGGAAAAGUGGAGGAAGUAUCACUGCCGGAUGGCAUUGAAAAAGUGGAUAUCAUCAUAUCGGAAUGGAUGGGUUACUGUUUGUUUUACGAAUCGAUGUUGGAUACUGUUCUUUUUGCUAGAGACAAAUGGUUACGCGAGGAUGGAAUGCUCUUCCCCGAUAAAGCAACGUUGUUUAUAUGCGGUAUAGAAGAUCGCCAAUAUAAGGAUGAAAAGAUAAACUGGUGGGAUGAUGUUUACGGUUUUGACAUGAGCAGUAUACGAAAAGUAGCGAUCAGUGAGCCAUUGGUAGACGUCGUGGAUCCGAAACAAGUUGUGACAAAUGCAUGUCUCAUCAAAGAAGUAGAUCUGUAUACGGUCACAAAAGCUGAUUUAGAUUUCUCGUCUCCGUUUAGCCUACAAGUCCGCAGAAAUGAUUACGUUCAAGCAUUGGUUACGUUCUUCAACAUUGAAUUCACAAAGUGCCAUAAACGUAUGGGCUUUAGUACAGCACCUGAAGUGCAAUAUACUCAUUGGAAGCAAACUGUCUUUUAUUUUGACGAGUACAUGACUGUGAAAAAGGGAGAGGAAAUCUAUGGAAUAUUCUCCAUGAAACCCAAUGCCAGGAAUUACCGUGAUUUGGACUUUAGUAUUGAAUUGGAUUUUAAGGGGGAACUCUGCCAAGUUCACGAAACCAACACUUAUCGCAUGCGCUGAUGUGAUUAAUCCCUUCAACUUCCGCGUAUUCUCCCAUGCAUUAAGGCCAUGUAGUCCACCACGUGACAGAAAGAAAUAAUAGAAGAUAUCAGAAAUUCAUACGUGGCUGGGUAGCUUGAGAGCAUAGAAAGUGAAAUGAGAUGACAUACUGUGUAUGUAUCGCACAUACUAUUCCUAUUUGCGAUCGUUAGCUUCAUCUAAUUAAAAAAGGAACGUAAUUCGUGAAAACUUUUGUUGCAUAUUCCUAUUUUAUCAUUAUGGGUCCUGUCAUGAGCGUUUUUGACCCAUUAGUCAUUGAUAUAAAUCUGUGUUGCGAGUUCACCAGAAUGUUUUUACUUUCUAGAAUCUCAAUUGUUCUCAUACGUCUUUAUAUUACAUAACUUCCUAUUUUCUCGAUUAGUAAUGGUCAAUAGCUACAUUAUAAAAUGCUAUCUACUAGGGAUCAAAGUUUGAGAUAGUAUCUUGUGUUCUCGCAGCAUGUACAUUACGGUGGAUUAUAAAAAUAAUCCGAACUUCCAAAUUUGAACGUUUCCUUGCGAAAAUCUGCACGUUUUAUACAUUGCAGUUCAAAGUUCAGUAUUGUACUCAACUACUAAUUACUACUUAAGUACAUUCUUCAUUGUGAGAGCUGGUCCCACCAAAACAACAAAAAACAAGUGAUUAUCGCUCAUGUGUCUGCCUCUCAUUUAAGUGUGAUUUGAUAAUCGAUAGUUUCUUCGUGGUUCUCGCAUAUUAACUAUAUUAAUCACCCAUCGUGAAACUCGAAAUUAAAUACAAGUUCUCUGCCACGGAAGGUACACACCGACAUGCCCUUGACAAAUAUUUGUGCAUUCUGAAACUAGUUUUAUACUGCGUCUUCAUCCUACGAUACAUAAGCGUAUUCAAUUUUAGUGACGCUGAGUAGUGUUAGACAUCAUUCCUGUACAUUUAGAUCGGUUGAUUUAAAUUUCCCUAUGUUUAUAAAUACAUCUUGAUGCGUAAGAUGCACACGCAGUAACUGUAUAGUUAUAUUCAAAUCGGUAACUUUUCAUACGAGCUAGUUGAAACUGAAUGUAAGGUUUUGAAUGAGUAUCGGUGACUGCAACCAAUUAGACAUUUUUUUUUUAUAUCAUCGAUCGAAGUAUAUGAAUCAAAGGCAAACGGUCAUACUGAUGCACUUACAGUAGAUAAUAAGUUCCAAUUUCUGUCUGAAUCUGCAAGUAUGUGAAAAUUGAUUGUCCAAGAUGAACACGUUAGUUUUUACUGCCAGAAUCGUCCAUGCGUAUCAUUUUUAAUCGAGUACUACUUUUCAUUUUGACGAUUAAACUGGACAGGUUUUAUGCGCGGUACUUUAUAAUUAGGACUCAGCUGUAUAUAUUAUAUACAUAUAUAUGUAUAUCUUCAGUAUCCCUAGGAAAAAAAAAAGAAACGCGAUUAAUAAUAAUAAUUUUCACUGUACCGAAACUUAACGCUCGUCUGUAGAGCAGUAGAGCAAGGGCACUUUAUCGUAUAACUGUAUGUCAAUAAAAUUAAUACGUUUGCUACAACCUUGUA
Messenger RNA from Orussus abietinus, 3139 nucleotides. RefSeq names its product protein arginine N-methyltransferase 8 (gene Art1). Gene Ontology annotation, biological process: peptidyl-arginine methylation. The transcript has 3 exons. The record is from RefSeq and is a predicted model, not a curated record. Gene Ontology annotation, molecular function: protein-arginine N-methyltransferase activity. Gene Ontology annotation, cellular component: nucleus. The coding region runs from base 461 to 1606 and encodes 381 amino acids. NCBI's taxonomy places the organism in Eukaryota, Metazoa, Arthropoda, Insecta, Hymenoptera, Orussidae.